Messenger RNA from Erpetoichthys calabaricus (reedfish), 9483 nucleotides. RefSeq names its product signal-induced proliferation-associated 1-like protein 2. Gene Ontology annotation, biological process: regulation of small GTPase mediated signal transduction; activation of GTPase activity; epithelial cell morphogenesis. Gene Ontology annotation, cellular component: Golgi apparatus; cytoplasm; plasma membrane. The record is from RefSeq and is a predicted model, not a curated record. Gene Ontology annotation, molecular function: GTPase activator activity; protein binding. NCBI's taxonomy places the organism in Eukaryota, Metazoa, Chordata, Cladistia, Polypteriformes, Polypteridae. The transcript has 18 exons. The coding region runs from base 1704 to 5459 and encodes 1251 amino acids.
GAGAGAGAGGCAAAAGGCUGUAAAUGGGAUGUGUAUGGAAUAAAAAAAAGUGAGAAAAGCUGAGCCGGAGUGGGAGAAGGGCUAACCUGCUUGUACAGCAGCCCCGGCGACGAACAAUCUAGCCUAGCGGAUAUUUUUCUCGUAAUCCCUACACGAACAGAAAAAAAAUGAGGAGCAAAAGCAGAAACAAAUCUGAAUAGUGAUAAUGUUAAACAAAUUAUAAAGGUAAGCCAAAGGAAUGACCCUACUUCGGCUCUUUUUGGGGAUUUUUUACCGAUAAGUCAUGCCUCUUUCCAGUUCGCUGUACGUGCAUGCAUAAAGGCCGGCCGAGGAGGGAUUUAUCUGGCUUUUCUAUUCAGUGCAACAAUGACAAUGUGGGGAAGCGCACGCUACAAAGAGGAAAUCAGUCCGCACUGAGCUUCUGUUUUUUUUCGUAUGUUGUUUUUUGACAUUGACAGCGCGGCUGCACUGCCUUCCUCGGGUGAUACAGGAUGUGAGAGACUACUGUACAGGGUGAAGACGGCGAAGGGCACCAAGAUUACAACCCAGCUGGUUAUCUGAAAGCCUCCACUGGUUUUAGAAGCCUGGCUCUAGAUGAUUUAUUAGUGUUAAACAGAAUCACAUGUUUCAGGAGAUGCAUCAAUGAAGUUAAACAAAGUGACUAAACCAUGGGGCAUUGAGAUACUUAUUAAUCAUCUUCUACUUGAAAAGUCCAGGGAUAAAGAUGCCUGCUAAGCAAACAUAGCCUUGACAGUAUGGCUGAAUGAGCUCUAUCGUGCCCCCAGUGGAGUACCUGGAAGCUUGAAAUGGUUCCUGCAAGAGAAGAUAAAUAUUAAACAAACCUCUGAAUGUAUUAGAUUUUCUGUUUGGGAUUUUGCACAGUUUGUUUGUACCUCUUGUUCUCCAGUGUCCUGAAAUCCAAAUCUUGAUGUCACUUUUUUUUCUGGAUAAAAUCUGCACACUUGAGUAACACAAACCUAAAACAAGGAAUAAUGUGAGCUUGCAAGCUGAUUGCUGAUGCAGGUGCUGAGAUCAGAUCCAAUCAUUUCUUUUCUGACGGAGUUGAACAUCUUCUUUUACACUUGUUAUCAAAACUGACCUCCCCUUCAAUUUAGAAAGACAAUCUGGUGCUGAUUAAAAAAUAUCUCUCAGGCAUUUUUUAAGGAACUCUCCUCAGAAUUUGAAACCUCUUUUUGCAUUCAAUUAUUUAGCACUAAGGCAGUUUCUAACUGCAGUUCUCCCUUUCUGAUGCCACUAAUUUGAGUUCUGUGGCGCAAAGAGAUUGCUGUAUAUGGAAUUUGCCAAUAACUGUUUAAAGAAAGUAUUUUCAAGUAGUAGCAAACAGACAAUAAUGAUCUAGCAUCUUAGCCAAGUCAGCAAUGUGUUAUUAUUCAAUGCGGUUAUUUUAGAAACACAUGUGAAAUGAUCCGCCUGGUAGUCCUGACUUUCACUAUUUUAUUAUUAUGUAUUGAUGAGGCACAUUUCCUGCAUGCCUAAAAAAUUCACGUGUUUGCAGGAAAUAACAUGUCUCGAUUUUCCACAUGUCCUCCCUCAGCACUUCGCUGUUUGUGCUUAGUCCAUUAGCUACAGAGUCCAGUGGAGUUCAGAGAUACUGUUGCAACAGAGAAAUACAUUUGUAAGUUGGGGAAACUGGGACAAAAAGGUAGAAAAGAAGGACCAGACCUGCAUUGGCAACCACAGCCAUGCAAUCAGAUGACUUGUUUAUUCGAAAGCUUCGCCGGCAGAGUCCCCGGACUCCCUUGGCAACAGUUGCCUUUGAACCCAGGAGAGAUCUUUUGAGUCCUGGCAUCAGAAAUAAGGGAGUAGCUGAAUGGCCUCCCAGAAAAGGAGGAGAGGAUAAAGGUUGCCCUGAGAGUGUGACCCCAACUAGAGCUGGUAUCAGUGGUGGACUGAGGUCUUCCGGGAGGAGUCACGCCAUGCAGAGAAGCAAUAGUGAUGUCACUUUGGGAGACCUGGAGGUUUCGGGAAUUGGAACAGGAAAAACUGGAACUGGUGGAGAUAAGUCAGUUGGUAGCCCUGGUUCAGGAGAACAAGGAGUGGUCCUCCACAGGGAGUAUGGGAGUUUGUCCUCCCUAGAGAGACAGAGCAAAAGCAGAGCCCAGAAUCACGAGGACCAUGGAGCAUUGAGCCCAUCAGCCCUGCGUUUUAAAGAUCCAUUUGUGCUACUUGGACUGCAAGGUGGAACAUCAGAACCAGACUAUUGUCGAGCAUUCUCUCUUCCUGCAGGAGACACUCCCAAAGUCAAGCCAAGUAAGGCUGAGGCCUCUAAAAAGUCCAAAUGUCAAUCUUCACUGCAGAGUUGCAAUGAGACUGCUCCUGGUGGGACAUUUGUGAGAAAUUUUGCCCACUAUGAUGUGCAGAGCAUGCUUUUCGAUUUGACUGAGGCAGCUUCUAAUCGGGACAGUAUAGGACGCAAGAAAAACAUUACCUCAGGUGCUUCAGCUGCCUCACAGCUGCGCAGCCCUGCCAUACCUACUCCUGCUGGGGCAACAGGGGGUUCCAACUCACCUGGUGUAACAGGCAGUAACACAGAGGACCUAGACUGUCUGCGGGAGUCUUUGGCUCUUGAUGAUGGUGAUGAGAAUCACAAUGACCUUCUCUUCAGCUGCCCCCACUUCCGGAAUGAAAUUGGAGGAGAAGAGAGGAUUGGACUGGGCCGAUCUCGUUCAUGGAACUGUCCAUCAUCCCAUCUCCCUUUGAAUUUUCAUUGCCCAAAUGAUGCAGUGUCUGUUCUAGAGGAGCCCCGAGAAAGUCAUGUUCAGCAACAGGGCAAGGCCAGCUUCUUCAUUGAGCAUGCCGACUUGGGAGCCCACUAUUACCGCAAGUACUUCUAUAUGAAAGAUCACCAGAACUUCUUUGGGACCGAUGAACGCCUGGGUCCAGUAGCAAUUAGCUUCCGUAGAGAAGAGAAAGAAGGAUCACAGUACAACUACCGGAUAAUCUUCCGCACAACUGAGUUAAAGACGUUACGUGGUUCAAUUCAAGAAGAGUCAGUACCAUCAGCAGCACGCCAUGCAACUCCUCGAGGUCUAUCCCCUAAGAAAUUGUUGGAGUAUAUCAUGCCCGAGUUGAACCUGCAUUCUAUUCGUCUUGCUUCAACAUCCCCCAAAGUCAAGGAGACCCUUCUGAAGUUGGAUGAACAAGGGUUGAAUUUUCAGCGUAAAGUGGGGAUUAUGUACUGCAAGGCAGGCCAGAGCACAGAGGAGGAUAUGUACAAUAAUGAGAGUGCAGACCCACUUUUUGAGGAAUUCCUGGAUUUACUGGGGGAGCGUAUCAGGCUGAAGGGCUUUGACAAGUACAGGGCCCAGCUGGACACAAAAACUGACUCAACAGGAACACAUUCACUCUAUACCCGGUAUCAGGACUAUGAGAUCAUGUUCCACGUCUCUACUAUGCUGCCAUACACUGCCAACAACACACAACAGCUGUUGCGAAAACGACAUAUUGGCAAUGACAUAGUGACUAUCGUCUUCCAGGAACCAGGAGCACUUCCUUUUACACCAAAAGCCAUCCGAUCCCAUUUCCAGCAUGUCUUCAUCAUUGUUCGAGCCCAUUAUUACUCAGGCCAGACAUGUUACAGUGUGGCAGUAACACGCUCGAAGGACAUUCCUCUGUUUGGACCAUUAUUCCCAAAAGGAGCCUUGUUUCCCAAAUCAUCUGCAUUCCGUGAUUUUCUACUGGCCAAAGCAAUCAAUGCAGAAAAUGCAGCAGAGAAGUCUGAAAAAUUCCAUGCCAUGGCCACUCGCACUCGCCAGGAAUAUCUCAAGGAUUUGGCAGAUAAUUAUGUCACUACUACCCCCAUUGACUCCUCAUCUAAAUUCCCCCUUCUUUCACUAGGGGGGAAAAAGAAAGAGAAGCUGAAGGGUACAAAGGGGGCAGAGAUGCAUAGUGCAGGUGCCCUUGUGUGGGCAGUUGAAGCUGUUCGACAGGUGGAAGAUGACAUCACAGAAUGGGUUUCUUGCCUUCUUGGAAUUGCUGCUGAAUCUGUGGUGCUAGUUGAGCGACGGUCACGGUGUGUCAUCUUCAACUGCUCUUGCCGGGAUGUUAUUGGAUGGACUAUUCAUGAAAAGGAUCAUGCACUGGAUAUUUUCUAUGAGCGAGGAGAACUGGUAACCCUGUGUGUGCCAGAGAAUCAGGCGGAGGAUAUCAAGGAAAUUGUACAAAGGCUGGAGUUUGUGACAUGUGGAUGUGAGGCCAAGAAAAUGACAACACUACGAAAUAGUGUUGGUCAACUGAGCUUUGGGCUGAAUGAAGAUGGCUUUGUGACUGAUGUAGAUUGCUUCAGCUAUGCAGACCGAGAAGGUCUCAAGGUUGGAGCCCGAGUUGUGAAGAUAUGUGAUAAACCGUUUAUAUGCCUCAGUCCACAGGAGAGAAGUGAUCUUCUUCGUAGUGCUCUCAAAGUAAACAUCACUUUUAUUCCUCCUGAUCAGAAUGGUAAACCCCGCAGAAGUUACUCAGAGCUGUAUCUCAAGGCCAUCCAGGACACAGAUCGUAAAUCGGACAGCUUCCCAGGAGAGCCCUGGAUUCUUAGACGACAGGAAGAGGACUUAGAUGAAGAAAAGAUUCAUAAUUUCCAGGCUAUUUUGCAAGAGGAUAAAGGAGAAGAAAUGAAUGUAUAUUCUCUGAAACCUCCUAAUCUUCAUCUACACAGAGCGUCUUCGCUCACAGAACCCCAAGACACCUAUAUUCCACCAUUGAUCCGCAGCUACUCACUGGAGAAACGGCCAAAUAUGGAGGACAUAUAUGAAAACAGGCACAUCUAUGACAAUGUGGGGUUGAUGCAGGAUAGGAAAAAGGGUCCUGUGUAUGAAAAUGUCCAAGGCUUACUGGAUGCUACACCAGACCUUAUCCUGGAAGUAAAACCAAAGGCACUUUUGGCUGAAGAAACAGACCUGCAGAAACAGUUUUCAGCAUUACAGGCUUUUGAAGAAGAGGCAUCUGUCAGUGCUCAUGAGGUCUGUACAGAUCUGUUUAGGUCAACCGACAUUCCAGACAGGAGUUCUCUGGCCUUGAGUUUACAGAAGGUACUCAAAGAGACAAAUGAAGCCACAGAGGAAGAAUGGCAGUCAAUCUCCGAUUUGGCAACAGCGUGUCGAAGUAUCUUGGAAGCUCUUUCUAAAGAGGAGCGCAGAGGAGGGGAUGCACCUAUGUCUGCGACUGAGUCUCAACUGGCAUCUUCACAGGAGGACAUGAAACUCAAGGACAACAAAGGAGGAGAUUCUCCAGCUCAUCUGGAAGAGAAAGUUUGUCAGCUGGAGUCCAUGCUCAAAAAAUUGCAAGAGGACCUUCAAAAGGAAAAAGAGGACAAGGCCCUGCUGCAAGCGGAGGUACAGAGCUUACGACAGAACAACCAGCGCCUGCAAGAGGAAUCCCAGAGCACUGUAGCACGCCUCAUCAAAGUUACUGAACUUCUAUGCAGCGUCAACAAGCCCUGCUAGAGCAAAUCGCAGCAGCAAACCACCAGGGACAGAGUGUGCGGACAUGGAAGGGGGGAGGGCAUUUGUCCUUCAUGAGGCGUGGAUGGUCUUGUUUCCUUUUCAUCUCUGCCUAUGAUGGCCAGGAAAUCCUCCUAACAAAAGGAGUAAGACUUUUUAUUUUAAGGAUUUUUGUUCUGGCAUACUGCAUCAUUUUUAUGCAAGUUUUUUUUUUUUCUUAAGCUCUUCUGGAGCAUUUAUGCAAACUUGCUAUGAUAUGCUCUAGAUCUAUGCCACAGAAUUCAGAUUUAACAGACUGUCCCUCUCUUUACCUGGAACGAUUGAAUAAAAGGCUAAAUGCAUUAUUUUGUAUGAUUUAUGAACUGUAAUUAUAAUUUGCAAAUUGCAGGACAAUGGUAAACAAAAUAAUAAAAUAAUGCAUAAAAACCUUCUCAGAGAAGAAAGCUGGACCCUUAGCACCUGGAAUGUGUUGCCUCCACUUACUCUUUGAGUGUGUUGCAGUAACGCUUUUUUUGGAAUAAUUGGAGCCUAAGUCAUCAGUAUUCUAAUGUCCUUUGAUUUUCUCCAUUCCUAGAUGCACUAUAAAUCAUGACCACUUAUUCAAGUUCUGAUUAUGGUCUGGAUGGACAGCUAGGAGAACAGUAGUAGGAUGUAUAAAAUAUAUAAAUAAAUUAUAAAUGGCCGAGCCUAGAUUCUCUUCAGCUAUUAUGCGGACUUGCAUACUGAUGCCAUUACUGGGAUUUAUACCCAAAAUCAUCUCAACUCCAAGCCUAUUCCUGCUUGUUACUGUGAGGACACAUCUCGGUGCCGCUAGCUUUCUGAUGAGUUAAAAGAGAGGAAGCGUUUCAGAAGCACUGAUUAUUGCAACAUCUGUCUAUUUAUGAUUUUUAGUAAAUUCACUGUGAAUUUCAGGUACCAGCAGAUGAGUAUGCAUACAAUAAGUCUAUAUAUUAAUUUAUGACAUAAUAUUCUUCACAGUCAAGCUGCUUCAUGUAAAAUGCAGGCUGUAUAUAGUAAAGCUGCAGAAAAAUUAAUGGCAUAUUCUUUGUAUUUGAUCUUUUAUUAUUAUUAUUUUCUUUUGUAAGUUAUGUACUUUUGUUUUUGAGGUUGUCCAUGUGCCCACAACUGCAAUUUCAAGUGUUUAGUCUUCCUCAGGAUGUGUGCAGAACAUGAUGUGACUUCAGAUCAGGUGUUUAUAAUUUGUAUUGCAUUAACAAUGUUACUUUUUGUUCUAAAUUUUUUACUUUUUGGACUGAGUAUGCCAGUUUAGUGUAAGAUAACUGAAGUGCCACAAACGGCAAAGCAGCAUUUUAAAACAGCUAGCAUGGUUGCACCAUUUUUGACCAAUAAUGGAAAAAAAUGAAAAAAUAAAUUCAGUGACCAUUAGCUCAGUUUACAUCAGCUUUUUAAAAUACUUUACCAACCUACAUUGUUUUAUAAAAAUGGAGAGCCUACACAAAAAAUAGUGCCAAAAUGUAUUUUUUUCCACUCUCUCUCUAUAUAUAUGCCCAUCCUUGGUUUUAUUGAUGAUUCUGAACAAAUAGUUAUUUUCUUGAAGAAGAAAAAAUAUCUGAAAAAUUUGUCUGAAGAACUGUUUUGUCUGCAGUCUGCAUUUACUUGAUUUUAAAUAAACAUGGUAAUAUGACUGAAGGUGAUGAAAAUUAUUACUUUGUGCUAGCAAAGAUGAACUAUAGGAUUUAUGUAACUAAGAAGCAGGAAUGUGGUGUUUUGAAAGAGGACAUAUCAGAGCACAUUUUGUGCAGCAGAUAACAAACCAACUGUUUGAAUAAUGACGUGUUCAGUAGUGCUCUAAAAAUCUCUUUACUACACUGAUAUAAUACACAAUACAAAAUUGAAACCCUAUAUUGGCCUGGAAUGAAUGUGUGUGAGGUGGCAUAGCAUUCUGUCCAAUACGCUUAGGUUACCCACACAUAAGUACUUGUAUAAGCCAGAGGUGAUGGCUCAUUUGGAAUGGAAUAAUGGAGUUACUUUUCAGUUAUUUUAAUGUCAUUAUUUUUAAGACUCUUUCACCCAUCCAUCGAUUAUCAAACUCACAUAGUGCAGUACAGAUAAAUUAAGAUGCUAGAUGCUGAUAUAAAAUUUAGUUUUGCAUUAACAUUUGAUCAAAGUAGCAAAGUAACUAGUAAUGCCCCUUCCCAGCAUCUGGAUCCUGGCUUGAUUCCAAGCUGGAAUGCCCUCUGGGAGAAGUCCUGAAAUUUCACCUCCAAACAUCUCAUCUUUUUUAUCUCACUCUCAAACCCUCUUAAUCCAAUGGGGUGCUGCAGUCUAUUCCAGCAAGCACUGAGCCUAAGGCAGGAAACAUCCUUAGACAGGACACCAGUCCAUCAGAGGACUCACAUGCACACACACACUCAAAAAGGUGUCAAUUUGGAAUUAUUAAUUAUAUCAUGGUAUGGAAGGAAAACCCGUGCACGCUGGGGAAGAACAUGGAAUCUCCACACAGACCACAGCCAGGUGUAGGAUUUGAAACCAGGGCACCAGAUCUGUAAAGCAGCAUUUAGAUUCUGCUUUGUGCCAAUUGCUACAGGAUAAAAUUCUGCUCCUCUACUACAGAAAAGGGUUAAAGGUGGGCUGCUGAAAUAAAGUACAAAAUGAUUAUUCCCACUACUCUUGUAAGAGAACAAUUUGCCACAGCCAUAUAUUUUUCUAUAUAUAAUUGAACAUCAUGGGAAAAAUUUUAUUGAACUACUAUAGGAUGAGCUAAAUAGCUUGCCCUCUACAAAAAAUAUGCAUGUGUUUUUAUGGUCUUCUUAAUUUUAUGAUUAUUGUUUCUGUGGAUUCAUAAAGGUAUUCUGAAAUCAAUAUGCAGUAUUGUGAUUCUCUAAUAGUAUGCACUGUUCUGUUUCAGAAAGGCACACUUUCCAAUGUGUAGUAGUUCCUACUCUUUAUUACAUCAAUGGCAUUUCACCAUAGCAUAUUAGAUAUAUUCAGAAAAUAUUUAAUAGUGUAAAGAAUGGUUAUUUGAAUUCCUUUAAACAUGGUAUUGCAUGCUGGCACAUACUAUCAUUAUUAAAUAAUGAUAAUAUAAUAAUUAUUGUAUAAGAAGGGUAGCAGCUACUUGGUCAAAGAAAUUUUAAAACAGUACCUCAUUAUAAUUAUUAACAUGUUAUUUUGUGUUUUAAAGUAGUUUUUUAAGCUGAAAAGCUUAAUAUUCAUCAAAGAGAUUUUCUGUUGUUGGGCACUAAGCAUAAGAUUAUUUCCUUAACAGACAAGAACAUGUGUUGCAAAUUGCUGCAUGCUGCUCUGUAAAUACUGGAUAUACACUUUAAUAUACAAUACAUGUCCGUGUAUCUUGUGUAUCUAAACUGCUUUAUUCACACAGUAAAAUCAGGUUCUAGCCUUUCUUCCCAUAAAGGCUGUCUCUAAGGCUGGUUUUAUUUUUACUUUGCUUUCUGUUCUUGAGACGACAAAGAAUGGAAAUUAUGACAGAUUUGUCAAUAUUGGUUUUGCUGAUUGCUUUUUUUCCUUUGUUGUAACUUGUGUCAAGUACAUAUUGUUAAUGUGAACUGAGAUUGUGAAUGAAGUAUAAAGUUCAAAGUAUUUUGUCAAAGCCUAUUACAUAAGGGUUUUUUUACUCUAUAAUGAAAAACAGAAAUGUUCUUACAAAAUUAUGGCACAGUUAUUUUAACAAAGACAGUGUGUUUCAUGCUGGUGCUGCCUCAUUAAUGCAGCAUCAUGCGGUCAAAUAUUGCACCCAGCCAGUGUCUGUAUGGAGACAUUUGCACAUUCUCUUUGUGUUUGCGCAGGUUUUUCUUCAGUGUCUCUGAGUUUCCUCCCAGAUCCCCAAUGACACACACUCUUAGAUAUAUUAGUGAUUAUCAAUUGGCCCUGUGCUCAACAGUAUGUUCUGUGAUGGAGUGGCAACCCAAACCCCAUGCUGCUUCUUUCAUUGCUCCCGAUGCUGCUGGCAUGACGUUGGUUUAAGUGGAUUUGAAAGGAUAUGAGAAAAACUGAUGCAGCAUAAUCAUUUGUUAUGAGAAAUAUAAAAAAGCAUAUUCAUUUAUGU